AUGAAGUUCGGCGCGCAGCCCACGGACCAAGUGGCCAGCUUUCUGGACUUGGCGGGGAUCAUCAGAAGGACCGGCGACAACGCCAAGCGGGGCCAGUGGGAGUGGCGCAUCGACCCCAACUCCGGUCCAGAGGUCCGAGAUUUGAACUUUACACGAGACUAUCCGCAAACAAACUGA
Molecule: messenger RNA, 177 nt
Organism: Symbiodinium sp. CCMP2456
Lineage: Eukaryota; Dinophyceae; Suessiales; Symbiodiniaceae
Source: the annotation of a GenBank genome assembly